AUGGGCUUGACUUUUCGCCUCUGCCUGUGCUCACUCCUAUGCGACGGCUGGAGCCUUGUCACACAGAGUAGCUGGGCUGUUUCGACCGCCCAGCUUUCGUUGGAAGAUCCCUGGAACUUUGGUCCCGUGGACAGAACCGAAGCAGACAGACAAACUCGUCCGCGAUUCAAGAAGUCGUGCUACGGCAUGGAUGAUGACCUGAGGGGAAAGGUAGCCACACCAGAAGCCACACUAUCUCAUGCGUCUUUCAUGGUGGGAGAAACCAUGGUGCACGGGUCCGUCAGCUUGUACCAAUCAGUCCGGCGUCGAGUGCAGGGAGCUGGCGCAAAGAAGUGCUCGAGUGAACCGGAAGGUGUGGCCAACCUGCUUGGACGAUGA
Messenger RNA from Colletotrichum acutatum, 378 nucleotides. RefSeq lists its product as uncharacterized. The transcript is spliced from 2 exons. Bases 1 to 378 code for a protein of 125 amino acids. NCBI's taxonomy places the organism in Eukaryota, Fungi, Ascomycota, Sordariomycetes, Glomerellales, Glomerellaceae. The record is from RefSeq and is a predicted model, not a curated record.